CCCAUAAUGCUUUGCGGCCGGUGUCCGGAAGUAAUACGUCUCCGUUGAGUCAACGAAAGCGCUACGAGGCUACUUCAAUUUCCACAAAAGGACAUCGCCAUGCCGCCUGGGCCUGUACAGAUCGUUCAGCCGGAGCCCAACAACAAGAAUGAUGCACCAGUAGAAGAAACCCCUGCUACGAAACCCAUUGUUGGGAUCAUUUAUCCACCUCCUGAGGUCCGAAACAUAGUUGACAAGACAGCCAGCUUUGUGGCCAGAAAUGGGCCAGAGUUCGAAGCAAGAAUCCGUCAGAAUGAGAUCAACAAUCCAAAGUUUAAUUUCCUCAACCCUAACGACCCCUACCAUGCCUACUAUCGUCACAAGGUCAAUGAAUUCAAGGAGGGUAGAGGGCAGGAACCGUCUGCAGCCGUGCCUAAAGUCAUGCAGCAGGCCAUGCUGCAGGCUCAGCUUCCACAAAAAGCGGUGAUUCAAGAGACAGUUGUCCCCAAAGAACCACCCCCUGAGUAUGAGUUCAUCGCAGAUCCCCCCUCAAUCUCAGCGUUUGAUCUGGAUGUUGUCAAGCUUACUGCCCAGUUUGUCGCUCGCAACGGCCGCCAGUUUCUUACCCAGCUCAUGCAGAAAGAACAGAGGAACUACCAGUUUGACUUUCUGCGACCACAGCACAGCCUUUUCAACUACUUCACCAAACUGGUUGAACAGUACACUAAGAUUCUGAUCCCUCCCAAAGGCCUUCUGACCAAGCUGAAGAGAGAGUCUGAGAAUCCAAGAGAGGUUAUGGAUCAGGUGAGGUACCGUGUUGAAUGGGCAAAGUUCCAGGAGCGCGAGAGAAAGAAGGAGGAGGAGGAAAGAGAGAAAGAGCGGGUGGCAUAUGCCCAAAUCGACUGGCAUGACUUUGUAGUGGUUGAGACGGUGGAUUUCCAGCCCAACGAACAAGGCCACUUCCCCCCGCCCACCACACCAGAGGAGCUUGGCGCUCGCAUCCUGAUCCAAGAGCGCUACGAGAAGUAUGGAGAGAGCGAGGAGGUGGAGAUGGAGGUUGAGAGUGAGGAUGAAGAUGAUGAAAGGGAGAGUCGGGCCCCGGGUCAGCCCUCACAACCUGAUCAAGACACACAGCUGCAGGAUAUGGAUGAGGGAUCUGAUGAUGACGAUGAUAAAGCUCCACUGCCACCAGAUAACCCCAUGCCACCGCCUCUGCCCCCAACUCCAGACCAGGUUAUCAUCAGGAAAGACUACGAUCCCAAAGCUUCCAAGCCUCCGCCCUCCAUUGUUACUCCAGAUGAGUACCUCAUCUCACCAAUUACUGGUGAGAAGAUCCAAGCCAGUAAAAUGCAAGAGCACAUGCGCAUUGGUCUGCUUGAUCCGCGCUGGCUGGAGCAAAGAGACCGCAGCAUCAGAGAAAGGCAGACUGAAGACGAAGUCUAUGCCCCUGGUUUGGAUAUCGAGAGCAGCUUGAAACAACUGGCUGAGAGGCGUACAGAUAUCUUCGGUGUGGAAGAGACGGCCAUCGGUAAGAAGAUUGGUGAAGAAGAGAUCCAGAAGCCCGAAGAGAAGGUUACUUGGGAUGGCCACUCUGGAAGCAUGGCUCGUACCCAGCAGGCAGCUCAGGCCAACAUCACCCUGCAGGAGCAGAUUGAAGCCAUUCACAAGGCCAAAGGGCUGGUGGGAGAGGACGACUCUAAGGAGAAAAUUGGCCCAAGCAAGCCCAGUGAUAUUCAUCAUCAUCAUCAUCAGCCUCCAAUGCCCCAAAUGAAUAUGCCGAGACCCCCAAUGUCAAUGGCUCGCCCACCCCACUCGAUGCCAGUGCGCACCACUCUCCUGUCUGCUGUUCCUGUAAUGCAGAGACCUAUGGCUCCUGUGGUCCGCCUUGCAUCUGGACAAGUCAUCUCCUCAAUGCCUCCCAUGAUUCCUGCUCCCCGCCUCAAUGUGGUCCCCAUGCCUCCAUCACCUCACAUGAUGGUCCCGAGACCACCCCACAUGGUGGUUCCAACCGCAUUCGUCCCGGCCCCUCCAGUACCACAACCCCCGAGCUCUGGUCCUGCACAGUCAUCCCACCCACUCCCACCUCAUGAUGAUGAACCAGCCAACAAGAAGAUGAAGACAGAGGACAACCUUAUGCCAGAGGAGGAGUUCCUUCGUAGAAAUAAGGGUCCUGUUGCAGUUAAAGUACAGGUCCCCAACAUGCAGGACAAGACCGAAUGGAAGCUAAAUGGCCAAGUGCUGAAUUUCACUGUCCCGCUCACAGAUCAGGUAUCUGUUAUUAAAGUCAAAAUCCACGAAGCUACAGGCAUGGCAGCAGGGAAACAGAAGUUACAGUAUGAGGGCAUGUUCAUUAAGGAUUCCAAUUCCCUGGCUUAUUACAACAUGAACAACGGUUCAGUGAUUCACUUGGCACUGAAGGAGAGAGGUGGAAGAAAGAAGUGAGCCAUGCUGCAAGAAGGAAACUAUUUUUCUUCUGGAUGUUUUGUCCCUUGAUCGUGCGAUGUCAUUUUAGUUUAUUAAAAAUGGUCACAAUUAUAAAGUGCUUUUCUUAGUUUUGUUUCGAAAAGUAUGAUGUUUUUGUUAUUUUAUGUCAUUUUGGAAUGCUAACUGAAUUAUGCUGUACACUGGCUGGCAGGCCUUGCAUACUAUUGGUUCAACUCUUGAUUUUUUUCCUGAUAUAUGCUAUUUAGUAACUUCAAAUUGUAACAUGUUGGAGCCCCAUAAUACUAAAUAAAUGAAUUUUAAAAAUGAAA
Messenger RNA from Notothenia coriiceps (black rockcod), 2732 nucleotides. RefSeq names its product splicing factor 3a, subunit 1 (gene sf3a1). The record is from RefSeq and is a predicted model, not a curated record. The coding region runs from base 100 to 2421 and encodes 773 amino acids. Gene Ontology annotation, cellular component: U2-type prespliceosome; catalytic step 2 spliceosome; U2 snRNP. Lineage: Eukaryota; Metazoa; Chordata; Actinopteri; Perciformes; Nototheniidae. Gene Ontology annotation, molecular function: protein binding; RNA binding. The transcript has 16 exons. Gene Ontology annotation, biological process: mRNA cis splicing, via spliceosome; regulation of alternative mRNA splicing, via spliceosome.